CGACCUGCCUGCUGUCUCGAUCCGGUGCACGAUUAAAGCAGAGCCAAGUCACUUCUUCCCCAACUUAUCUCUGGCUCUCUCUCUCUCUCUCUCUCUCUCUCUCUCGCCCACUUCACGCGGCGGCGGAGGCGGCCGGAUUUUACCUCGUAGCGGCGGCGAAAGGCGACGAGGAGGGAAUAUGGACCCCCUUUUAUGAUCCCCUGGCUUUGUUCUCGAUCUGCGUUUCCCCUUUGCAUUUGGAUCUGGAUUCCUUGUGUGAGCACGCAGUACUCACCUUCUAGCUUUUCCCACUCGGAUGUGGAAAGUUGGGGCCCAGUAGAUCGCUGCCUGCAGGAAUGCUGCAUUCCGUGUGGGUCGUUUUGACCUUCAGUUCUGCUUUCUGGGCUUAAAGUUUGAGAAUUUCGCCAAGCUUUUUCUCCCUUCCUCUGGGUUGCUGGAAUACUGGGGGUGAUUGAUUGAUGCGCACUGUUGAACCAGUUUUCUGUUCCGUUUAUUCUUCGUCUCGCAGUUGUUGGAGGGAUGAUUUUUCGUGAUUCUCCGUAAUGUGUCGGUAAACGUUGGGUUCGGGUCGCUGUUCGAAGUGUGUUCGUAGCGAUUCUCCUGGAAUACGUGCGCGAUGCGUUUCCCUUGGAACUAUGCUUGCCUUUUUUAUUGCAACUUUUUCACAAGAAAACUACUCGACCGAUAAAGUUCGGAAACCCAAUGAACGUCUUCCAGAGCUCGUGGGAGCUACAGAAUCCGGAAUCUUUUUCAGGAUGCAUGAGAAAGAUGAUUAGCAUGCUUAACUUGAGCGCCGGCAUGGCCAGAUCCAGACUUCUUACCGAGAGGCCACAUCAAGCGUCUGCUAAAGGUGUUUCCAAUGUGAUAAAGAGGUCAAUAUAUCCUGUCGCGGAGGAUACGGGGAAACAAAGAAGAAGUGAACAAAGGAGUCGCUUUCUCAACAAAAUAUCAGGCAGAACUCAGGUUAAAAUGCUCAUAUCACAGGAAAUGUGUGGUGAUACAGGGUCUAGAGAGAAGCCACCAAGUGUGAUUGCAAAAUUAAUGGGUCUUGAUUCUAUACCAGUGCAGAAAUCAGAGACAAGCAGGGGUAAAGUAAAAGGCAAUAGCAAUGCUUUGACUGGUGAGUUAACACAAUGCCAAUGGCAGGAGGGAAACUAUGUUGGAAAACCCAAUGAGGAGGAUAUAGAUGCAUAUGAAGUAGAAACACCAAGAAAGGAUAUUUGGAUUGAAGAGCAAUCUCUGCAGAAGGUAAGAGUUGAUGAGAAUUCAAAUCAAAGAAGAAUGGUUCUUGUUCGGGAGAAGUUUCUAGAAGCCAAACGUUUGGCCACUGAUGGUAAGCUUGUGGAUUCUCAGGAAUUCCAAGAUGCAGUUGAGGUUCUGAACUCAAACAGAGAUUUAUUUAUUAAAUUUCUAGAAGAAUCAAACUCAGUGCUCACAAAAAAAGUCUUGAAGCAACAGAAUCUCUCUCUACCUUCUCAGACAACUCUUAUAACUGUGCUGAAACCUUCCAAUACCAGGGACAGUAAAGGAAACCAGCUCAUUGAAAACCAGCUUUUAUCUGAUUCUAAUGGAAGUAUAGGAAAGAGAAAUAGUCAUUAUUGGAGCACUGGUUCCUGUGAGCCAAUGCAAGAAGCUUUAUCUCAAGGAACAAGAAUAGUUGUUCUAAAGCCCAUCCCAGGGAAACCCUUUGACACAAAGACCAUACUUCCCAGCAAUUUACCAAUAUUGCUAGAUACACAUAGCUCUAAUGGAGAUCUGAUCAUUUCUGAUGAAUUGUCAAAUUCAAGAAAAGCACUUGAGGAGGUAAGUGAGGAUGAGGAAGGAACCUUGUGUAGCAACACAAAAUAUGAAGCCUUGUCUUCCUCUGUUUUGUCAAAUGGAUACAUUGGUGAUGAGAGUUCAUUCAAUAGGUCAGAUUGUGCGUAUUUGGAAGAUGAGAUUGGCAGUACAAGUCAGUCUGAUGUUGCAACUUCGGCCAUAGAGUGUUGGGAUUACAUCAAUAAAAUUGGUAGUCCACUGUCAACCUCAUCCUCUAAUCAAACAUCACAUUCUCCUGAAUCAUCAGUAAUUAUAGAAGCCAAGAAAGGGUUUUCAGAGAGGCUAGCUGCAGUAGAAUCCAAUGUUAAUUUUCAAGAAGCAAGGCAUUUGAAAACCAACAGCACCUUAGGGGAGAUGUUUGCCAUUCCUGAGUCAAUGAAAGAAGGUAACAAUGAAGACCUUCCUCAUUCCACUGAAUCAUUUGACGCAGAAGAUGCCUUGAAUGCACCUUCAGGAUUGCUGCCUUCAUUUGGGAUAAAUGACAAACAUCCUGAGGAAAAUUCCCAGCAGAACUUGUUGAGAUUUAAGCUUCUCCCAGUUUCUACUUUAGCUCAUAGAAUUCAUGAGUUUAAUGUUGGGACCUCUGGUUCCUCAAUGACCAAACCCAUUGUUCAAGCAGUGGUUCCCAAGUCAAAUAACAGGAAAUUAUCAUUCAAGGGUAUGGUCUCAAGUUUUUUCUUCCCUAAAAGCAAAAGACCUAGCAGAGACAAACCUUCUAGAGCUGCGUCUGUUUCUGAUGUUUUAUCAUCCUUCAAUGAUACUUUUGUACCACGGAUUGACGGUGGUACUCCUAAUGAAUCAUAUGACAGAUCAACUGAAAUGUUGAUGCUUCCAAUGGGUGUUUCCAAGGAAAAAUCUGGAACAUGUGGAAUCCAUACUGAAUACCAGGAUAAGUCUGUCCAUAAUUCAGCUUCAGAAGACAUGUUACUAUAUGAUGCCUAUGAUAGUUUGUCUGAGUCUUCAGGACCGAUGGCCGUUGCUGGAUGCCCAUCAGCAGUGUCUAGGUCUCCACUAAUCAAAUCUGUUGUUCGCUCGUUAUCACGUUGCACCUUUCACUUGGACUCGGAAUCAACAAAAUUGUCAAACCCUUUUAUGGUCUUCAUGAAGGCAGAUGAAGAGUAUGAGCAAUUUGCAUUUCUCCAGAAACUGCUAUCUUCCUCUGGAAUCAACAACAAUAACCAAAUGGUUUAUGGCGGGUGGUAUUCGCUAGAUUGUCCUUUGAAUCCGUCUCUACUGUCUGAGUCCCUGCACAUGGAAGACGGAGAAGAUAAAUGCCAGGAGAUGUGCUCAAGCAAAAGGCUGUUGUUCGAUUCCAUAAACACGGCAUUGUUGGACAUCGGGCAGCUCGUAUUAUUUACCACCACCUAUCCGUGGAACCAAGGACGGGUUCACGGACCUUGGAAAGACAGUAAAGGAGAUGCCACAGUGGCGGAGCAAGUCUGGGCAAUUGUUAAAAAAGGGUUAGCAGGUGACAAGUGGGUACCAAAGGAUCCCUGCAGCGGUAACAACAUGGUAGAUGGGUUGGUGAAGGAAGAGAUGGCAGGAAGGCAAUGGGAUGAAACAAGGUGGUUGGAAGUGUGUGAAUUCAGCAAGGAGAUUGGUGGGAAGGUGUUGGAGGAGUUGGUCGAAGAGUCUCUGUCUGAAUUAUCCCCUCAUUGACCUAUCCAGGGUAUCUCGUUCCCCAUUUUCUUGUGUAUUCUUUUCAGUGGCAUCCACUAUUGAAGGUUGCUAUUCUCUUUGUCCUUGACAGGGUACUACUGUAUUCCCUCAAUCCAACCCGAACCCCAACCUGUAAUGUGUGUGCAUUAUUUGAUACUUGGUGCUAAUUCAUUAAUGAGAGCUCUGUUUUUUUUUCUUCUAUUAUUA
Molecule: messenger RNA, 3684 nt
Organism: Zingiber officinale
Lineage: Eukaryota; Viridiplantae; Streptophyta; Magnoliopsida; Zingiberales; Zingiberaceae
Exons: 6
Coding region: 703-3477 (924 amino acids)
Source: RefSeq, a predicted model, not a curated record